Zasmidium cellare ATCC 36951 is the source of this 2346-nucleotide messenger RNA. RefSeq lists its product as uncharacterized. Gene Ontology annotation, molecular function: carboxypeptidase activity. The record is from RefSeq and is a predicted model, not a curated record. Lineage: Eukaryota; Fungi; Ascomycota; Dothideomycetes; Mycosphaerellales; Mycosphaerellaceae. The transcript has 3 exons. Bases 1 to 2346 code for a protein of 781 amino acids.
AUGGAGGAAAAGCGCGACGUAGAGAAGAUGCCGAGCGAGCACACGCCGCUCAUCCAGAGCGUGCCUGUUGCGGACCAGCGUGAACGGUAUCCGCAUACGAGGCUUCGCCGGUAUUGUACGAUUGCCCUGACGACCGUCCCAAUCCUGAUCAUCGCCCUUAUCUUCCUCGGCCUCGCUAUCGGUGGAGGCGCUGGGUUCUUUGGAGGUCGCGAGACUGAAUACACAACACAAAGCUUGGUGGAUGAGAUACCUCACUCAGCAUGGCCAGAGUCGGAGGGCAUCACGUAUGACGAGCUCAAAAAGACACUGCUCAGUACACCAGAUGGAAAGAAAGCAAGAGAAUGGAGCAAGUACUACACGGCUGGACCGCAUCUUGCUGGCAAGAACCUGAGCCAGGCGGAGUGGACAAGAGACAAGUGGACGGAGUUUGGAGUCCACCAGGCUGAAGUCGUGGCUUAUGAUGUCUACAUCAACUACCCGCUCGAUGCAGGAUUGUUGCUGUUGAAAGACGGCGAGGUCUCGUUCAAGGCAACAUUAGAAGAGGACAUUCUGGACGAGGAUCCCACAACAAGCUUGCCAGACAGGAUCCCCGUGUUCCAUGGAUACUCUGCCAAUGGCAACGCAACGGGCUCUCUUGUUUACGCCAAUUACGGCACGUUCAAGGACUACGAAGACCUGGUCAACGCCGGCAUUGAUCUCAAGGGCAAGAUCAUUCUCGUCAAGUACGGAGGCAUCUUCAGAGGCUUGAAGGUCAAGCGAGCUUCUGAGCUCGGUGCGAUUGGUGUCGUCAUGUACAGCGAUCCAGGUGAUGAUGGAGAGAUCACUGAAGAGAAUGGCUACGAAACAUACCCUGAUGGACCUGCGAGAAACCCCAGCAGUGUCCAAAGAGGUAGCUGCCAGUAUCUCUCGUUCGCCCCAGGAGACCCGACCACCAUCGGCUACCCCUCGAAGCCCGGCGCUCCUCGUCAAUCUGUUGAUGGAAAGAUCCCUGACAUCCCAUCGGUUCCAAUCUCGUACAAGGAAGCAUUGCCUCUUCUGAAGGCUUUGAAUGGCCAUGGUCCCAAUGUGUCCUCAUUCGGAGAUGACUGGCAGACUGGCGGGCUGCAAUACAAGGGCAUUGACUACAACAUUGGUCCUACUCCAGAUUCGGUCACUGUCAACUUGUUCAACAAGCAAGAGUACGUUACAACCCCUCUUUGGGAUACCAUUGGCGUCAUCAACGGCACGAUCUCCGACGAAGUCAUCGUCGUUGGCAACCAUCGUGAUGCGUGGAUUGCUGGUGGUGCUGGCGAUCCCAACUCUGGCUCUGCUGCUCUGAACGAAGUCAUUCGCUCCUUUGGAAAGGCGCUCAAGGCAGGCUGGAAGCCUCACCGCACGAUUGUGUUUGCCUCGUGGGAUGGUGAGGAAUACGGUUUGGUUGGCAGCACUGAGUGGGUUGAGGAUUACCUGCCAUGGCUCUCGGGCUCCACAAUCGCCUACAUCAACGUUGACGUCGGUGCUCGUGGACCACACUUUACGACAUCUGCCGCACCAGUCUUGAACAAGGCCAUCUACGAGGUCACCAGCCAAGUUCCUUCGCCUAACCAGACCGUCCCAGGCCAGACUGUCCGCGACCUCUGGAGUGGCCAUAUCAGCACUAUGGGCUCUGGCAGCGACUUCACUGCCUUCCAAGAUUUCGCAGGCAUCAGCUCAAUCGAUGUCGGCUUUGGUGCUGGACCCAAGGAUCCAAUCUACCAUUACCACUCCAACUACGACAGCUUCUACUGGAUGGACACAUAUGGAGAUCCAGGCUUUGAAUACCACAUCACGAUCGCAAAAAUCAUCUCGCUGCUAGCUGCCAAGCUGGUGGAGGAGCCAAUCGUCCAGUUCAAUGCCACCGAUUAUGCGUACGGUCUGGAGAAGUACUUGGAGAGUGUCAAAUCUGCAGCCGCAGAGUCUACUCUCUCAGCCGAUGUUCCUGCCGACCCAUUUAAGAAGAUCGAAGAAGCCAUCUCCUACUUCCAGGAAGUGUCCAUCGAGUUUGACGCCAAGGCUGAGAAGCUAGAGCAGUUGCUGAACAGCGACGUGUCGGUCAAGACCAAAUCGAAGUUGUACAAGGCUAUUCGUGGCUUGAACACCAAGUACAAGUUCCUUGAGCGACAAUUCCUUCAUGGCGCGGGCCUGGACAGCCGCACUUGGUUCAAGCAUGUCGUCUUUGCUCCAGGACGAUGGACGGGCUAUGCUGGCGCUACCUUCCCUGGUCUUGUUGAGGCUUUGGAGGAUCACGAUGGUGAGGCCGUAAAGAAGUGGGUCGGUAUCAUCACUGGCAGAAUUUACAGCGCUGGGAAGCUGUUGCUUGAGAAGUAG